Molecule: messenger RNA, 2105 nt
Organism: Durio zibethinus
Lineage: Eukaryota; Viridiplantae; Streptophyta; Magnoliopsida; Malvales; Malvaceae
Product: glycosyltransferase family 92 protein RCOM_0530710-like
Cellular component (GO): cytoplasm
Molecular function (GO): glycosyltransferase activity
Source: RefSeq, a predicted model, not a curated record
AAAGAACAGUGAAACACAGAAGAUCAUCACCGAAAAAACGGAAGAACAAAUAACGACCGAAUAUAAACCGACACGAACGGUCGAAACAGCCAAGGUAAUUUUGAUUUCAGCCUCUCUUUCUUCCCCAAAUUUUCUCUCUCCUUCUGUCUUUUCCUCUGCGUUUUAUUUCCUUUCAGUUUUCAAGCACUUCUAAGAAAAUCCAAACAAACAGAAAGAAAAUUUUUGGAUUUAAAGACUCAGAUGAAUGAGAAGAUCUUCGGUUGUUUUUCAUUGGUCUGGAAGAGAGCGCAACAUCGAUGAGGGAUCGUAGGAGGCACGACGUCGUUUCCUGGAGCAUGUUCUUCUGGUUCACUACCGUCGUCUUUUCUUUCGUUCUCUUCACUGGCUUCUCCUUCUCCACCUUUCACCUUCUUUUUGGAGAAACGUUCCAUCCUGUGUUGGCCCUUACGCGCCGAAUUUCAACCGUAAACGCCGCCGUCUCCAACGAAACUCGGGUACCUCCGGUACUCUCAAUUCGUGAAACCGUUUUGCUCCCUGAUCAAGUGAUACUUUUCCUAAAAUACCCUCCAUCGGCUCGUUUAUUUACCAAAGACGAACUCGUUUGCAUUUAUCUCUCGGCUCAUGAUAACCCAACCAAGCCUCGGUUUAAGCAGCCGCCAGCUCGUGUUGAUACCGAGAAGCUCGGUGAGCAGAUCGUACGAUGUCCCAGUUGUCCACGUGGGAUGAUUGUAACCGUCGGUUCAAAAUCAAAUGGGGUCUUACCACCUGGGCCCACUCAUCAGUGGGACUCACUGGCUUACGAGGCUUUGAUUGAUAAUGAUAAUACUACAGUUGUUUUUGUCAGGGGGCUUAAUCUACGGCCAGAAAGAGUUUCCAAUGCAUCCAGAUAUGAGUGUGUGUACGGCUGGGAUUUUACGAGGUUGGAACUAUUGUUAAGAUCAGAGGUUUUAUCAAUUGCUCAAGAGAUCGUACGGUGCAAAACUCCUUUAAGUGUUUUGAACAAUCAACGAAAAGUCAAUAGUUCUGUUAAGGCUUCGGUUAGGAUAAAGGGCAAUGGAAUAUUACCUUCCGUAGCCCGACUGGGGCACUUAGCGGAUUCGGGUCAUGACCCGGGACCCACCCGAAAACCACAUGAAAUUUGCAUUUGCACCAUGGCACGUAAUCAAGCAAGGUUUUUGAAGGAAUGGGUCAUGUACCAUGCCCAAAUUGGGAUACAACGUUGGUACAUUUAUGAUAACAAUAGUGAGGAUGACACAGAUAGUGUUAUCGAGUCAUUAAUGGAUGCUAAUUAUAAUAUUUCUCGGCACAUCUGGCCUUGGAUUAAGACCCAAGAAGGAGGAUUUGCACAUUGUGCCUUGAGAGCUAGGGAUUCUUGUGAUUGGGUUGGAUUUAUUGAUGUAGAUGAGUUUUUUCACUUGCCAACAGGGUUAAUGUUACAUGAUGUGAUUAGAAAUUUAAGCUCAAUCACAACUAGUUUCGAUACUGAAUCUGGGAACAUCCCUAUUGGUGAAAUGCGAGUCUCAUGUCAUAGUUUUGGACCAUCGGGGCUCAAACAUGUGCCACAGCGAGGUGUGAUGGUUGGGUACACAUGUCGGAUGGCGGCACCAGAGAGGCACAAGAGUAUAGUUCGACCAGAGGCAUUGAAUUCUACAUUAAUCAAUGUGGUACAUCAUUUCCAUUUGAGGGAUGGUUUUAGAUUCGUGGAUGUAGAUAAAACAAUGAUGGUUGUGAAUCACUACAAGUACCAAGUUUGGGAAGUGUUCAAGGAGAAGUUCUAUAGGAGAGUGGCUACAUAUGUGGCUGAUUGGCAAGAUGAGCAAAAUGUAGGGUCCAAAGAUCGAGCCCCUGGGCUGGGGACAAGAGCUGUCGAACCUGUGGACUGGUCAAGCCGUUUCUGUGAGGUCACGGACACUGGGCUAAGAGACAGGGUUCUGCAAAACUUUGCCAACCCAGGAACUUCCUUUCUACCAUGGCAGAAUGCAAAUGAUCUGCAAGCGACAGGGCCUAGUUUAGAGUAGAAAGAGCAAGAGAAGGCAUAGAGUACUAUAAUGACUUGUUUUUUCUUUUAUUUUCUUUAUAUGAUUUGAAUUUAUGAAUUUAUCAUU